Messenger RNA from Salvia hispanica, 541 nucleotides. The record is from RefSeq and is a predicted model, not a curated record. NCBI's taxonomy places the organism in Eukaryota, Viridiplantae, Streptophyta, Magnoliopsida, Lamiales, Lamiaceae.
AAUAUGUCUUGUGCAUUUCAAAAGCAACCACUUCUUACUAUGUAGCAGAAGAAGAAGCAAUCAAGUGUUGAGUACAAGGCAAGCAGAUGCAUCAACUAAAUGAUGGAAGCAGCAAGACUCGAACUCACAAAAUUGGUGCCAUCUUCUCCACUGCCUGUGGCAUCGUCAGAUCACCAAACAUGCCUUUUGGGUUCGGCAUUGCUGCUGCCGAUGACGAGAGCAAGACUCAACAAAUCACAAACCAUGUUGUGCUGCCAUGCCAACGACGACAUCCCAUUGCGGUUGCCUCUGCCAUCCUCACUAGCAAGUGGAAGAUCAGCUUAAAGAAGGUCAAGCUUAGGCUCAAAAGAACAAAGACGGCAACCAGCACCGAGGCUGUGGAGCUCUGCAAGAAGAGGAUACUCAUGGGAGACAAGUGCAGAACCUUGAAUCUAUCAGGUGUUCUUCAUUAUGAUAAGCAUGGAAUACUCCUACCUGAAGAUUGAUUUUCAUGUGUAUUUGAGAAUUCACCCAUCUAAUCAAUGAAUUUCUAAUUUCAACA